Molecule: messenger RNA, 7096 nt
Organism: Cottoperca gobio
Lineage: Eukaryota; Metazoa; Chordata; Actinopteri; Perciformes; Bovichtidae
Gene: pik3c2a
Product: phosphatidylinositol-4-phosphate 3-kinase, catalytic subunit type 2 alpha
Biological process (GO): cell migration; phosphatidylinositol 3-kinase/protein kinase B signal transduction; phosphatidylinositol-mediated signaling
Cellular component (GO): phosphatidylinositol 3-kinase complex; plasma membrane; cytoplasm
Molecular function (GO): 1-phosphatidylinositol-3-kinase activity; phosphatidylinositol binding; 1-phosphatidylinositol-4-phosphate 3-kinase activity
Source: RefSeq, a predicted model, not a curated record
UUGAAGAUUUGCUACACAACCCUUUGUGCCACACUGACUUAAAAUCUGUCCCACUCAUGGCACCUUCCAGUUGACAGAAUGGCCCAGAUAUCAAGUGGUAAUGGUUUCAAGGUGGAUGUCCCCCAGCCAAAGGGGGUUGUGGGUAAAGAAGAAGCCCUCCGCAUGGAGGAAGAGGCUUUAGCAAAAUUGCAAAGGGAUAAGAGACCCACUCUUUCAGCUUCAACAUCCUCAUCUGCAGCAUCCUCCUCCUCAAAACCAAAACCAUUUAAAUCUACCACUACUGCUCCUCAACCUUUACCCUGUGCUAUUAGACCUGAAAAGGACCUCAUUGUCUUCCCAGAGGCCAAGAAGCAGACAAAACAGGACACGUUCAGGGAUAUUGAUGUGGACAAGCUGACCAAUGAGGAACUCGAAAAGCUCCUACUGGAUGAAAACUUUGGGGUUAACAACAAAGUGACCCGCCCCUCAUCACUACUGGGGUUUAACCUCAGUGCCUCAUACCCUGGAGGCCAUCCCUGUAGCUCUUCUCCUUUCCAGAGCAGCCAGUGGACACCCGUUCUGUCCACCCCAUCUAACUCCAGUGUGUCCACUCCCACCCAUCAGCCUUCCCCAAUGUUCCCCUCUGCUCCAUUCCCCAAACCGGGCACAUUUCAGAAUGGCUUCACUUCAACCAUGCCCUUCAUGACCCUGACGGCACAGCAGCCAUCCUUCAUGACCUUCACUCCCAUCCAGCCCGCUGCUGCCAUGGUCUUCCCGCAGGCAGUCGUGGACCCAGGGAUGGCCAAACUGCUCGACAAGAUUGCCAGCACCUCAGAAUACUUGAAGAACGGCAAAUCGGCCAGCAGUGAGAUGGAUUCCUCGCAAGCAGGCACAGCUUCUCUGGCACCCAACCCACCAUCUCAGCAGCCAGCGUUGGCGGAAUCAUCUAGCAUCAGCCGCUUUGACUGGCUGGAUUUAGACCCACUUACAAAGCGUAAAGCUGAGAAUGAGGAAGCAGCCGUGGCAUCGGAGGGCACUGCACAGACAGUACCAGGAGUCGCAGGGGAUCCUUGGGAUGCAGUGCUUGAGACCGAAGUGAACAGUAGCAGCAGCAACAGCAGCCCCCCUCCGGAGGCUAAAGCAUCACUGUCAGUUCGCUCACAAGUCAGGAGAGCAUCAACAGGAGCGGCUGUCACAAGGAGUCACUCGCUCAACAUCCCAGGGACAUCGUCCCAACACAAACCAAACAAUCAGGACGAGGCAAAGGGAAAAGGUUUGGUGAAGAAUGCCGCCCUGGAAGAACAGGACGCUCAAAGCCUGGAGGUUGUCGCCUUCUGUGAAGACGUAGCAACUCUGCGCUCCAAAUUCCCUCAUGGCGACAUGACCACCAACCCCGGCUACGUCCUGAGCCCCGUCAUUACCCAGCGAGACAGCGGAGGUGACAAUAGCUGCUCUGUCAAGGUUUCUAUUGAAAUCUCAGAAUCUCAACAGCCUGUAACCUUCACCUGUGACGUGAGUUCUCCAGUGGAGCUGUUGAUCAGUCAGACUCUGUGCUGGAUCCACGAUGACCUGGACCAGGUGGACUUCUCCAGCUACCUGCUCAAAGUGUGUGGCCAGGAGGAGGUGCUGCAGAAUAAACACAGCUUAGGCAGCCAUGAGUACGUCCAGAACUGCAGGAAGUGGGAGAAUGAGAUCACAUUACAACUGCUCUCUCACUCCACCAUGAGAAGAGACUUGGCACGCAGCGCGGAAGAUGACGACUCUCUGGUGGAUUUAGAGAAGCACCUGGGCCAAGUGGAGAGGCCAUUCAAGGAGAAUGUCACCAGACAAGGCCUGGCGGAUUAUUUAGAAGGCUUUCACAAUCAAGUCAACAUCUGCCUACAAAAUGAGAGUACCCAGUAUAAGACCGUGGACCGGGUGGUGCAGACCAUGAAGAACCUAUGCUGUGCUCUGGAUGAGGUGGAGACCCAAGCCAUUACAGAGACCAUCAAAAGGCUGCGACACUCCAUCAAUUUACCCAGGACACGCUCACCCAAGAUGGGGUCCACAUCAUCUGGUCAAUCGUCAAAUGGUCACACCAGUCCUGUGGAGGAGGGCAUGGCCUCACUGACACAGGCCGUCUACGACCUGGCCAAGCUCUACCUGCGCUCCUUCUGCCCCCCAUCCGCCUCCUUCAGCUCACCUCCGUUGCCCCAGGCUGCAGACGGGGAAGGCCUAGAGGGGAGGAGCAGCAAAGAAGCUUCUGGCACCACAGACCACCUUCAGUUCACUCUGUUCGCCUUGCACGGCAUCCCGGCCAACUGGGUCAGCAGUUAUGAGAAGUACUUCCUGAUGUGUUCCCUCACCCACAAUGGAAAGAACCUGUUUAAACCGGUUCCAGUCCAAGAGAGUGGGCACACAGGCACAUACAAAAACUUUCUCUAUCACAUCAAAUGGAACGAACUGAUCAACUUCCCCAUAGCAGUAGCUGUUCUCCCACUGGAGUCCAUACUGGGCCUGGCUCUGUUCGGGGUGCUGAACCAGAAUGCCAGCGGCUCCCCAGAUUCCAACAAACAGAGAAAAGCUCCCGAGCUGCUGGGCAAAGUCUCAAUGCCGCUCUUUGACUUCAGACGGGUUCUUGCCCGGGGCAGCAGGCUGCUGUGUCUGUGGACGUCUGCCCAGGGAGCUGCUGCCGGCGGCGGCUCCGCAGGCAGCCGCAAGAGGGUGCCUGCAGAGAGAAUAAUACUACAGGUGGACUUCCCCAACUCAGCGUUGGACGUUUUAUACGUGGGACCCAAGGAAGAGCCCAGACCGGAUCCCAACACACUGGAAGAGCUGGACCCUGAUCUGCGGCGCAAACUGGAGAAAAUCUGCAGCCGAGCUUCCAAUUUUGGUCUGAAGCGGGCAGACCACCAGCUCCUGUGGGACCAUCGACUCCACUGUAGGAAGGACCACCCCAGCAGCCUCCCCAAGGUCCUGGCCAGUGCACCCAGCUGGGACUGGGCCAGCAUGGCUCACAUCCACUCCCUGCUGCACCACUGGCCCCUCCUGCCCCCCGUCACUGCGCUGGAGCUGCUCGACUCAAAGUUUGCAGAUACAGAAGUGAGAAAUGUGGCAGUUAGUUGGAUUGAGAAGAGCAGUGAUGAUGAGCUGGCUGACUACCUGCCACAGCUCGUACAGGCAUUAAAGUUUGAGUGCCACCUAAAAAACGCCCUCGUCAUGUUCCUGCUGUCCAGAGCCCAAUGCAACAUCAACAUUGCCCACUACCUCUACUGGCUGCUGAAGGACGCCGUGCAGGAUCCUGCCUGGGGACGACGCUACGAGCGGGUGCUGGGUGCCCUGCUGUGUCUGUGUGGAGUGAAGCUGAGGGCGGAGCUGGAGAAGCAGACUCACCUGGUCACCCUGCUUGGAGCCGUGGCAGAGAGGGUCCGACAGGCUGGGGGGUCUACACGACAGGCGGCGCUGCAGGAGGGUCUUGAAAACGUUCAGAACUUCUUCCAGAGGAACAGCUGCCGGCUGCCCCUCAGACCCAGUCUGGUGGCCAAGGAGCUAAACAUCAAGGCCUGCUCCUUCUUCAACUCCAACGCAGUUCCCCUCAAGCUGGCUCUGGUCAACGCCGACCCACUGGGAGAAGAGAUCAAUGUUAUGUUCAAGGUUGGAGAAGACCUGAGGCAGGACAUGUUGGCUCUGCAGAUGAUCCGCAUCAUGGACCGCAUCUGGCUGCAGGAGGGGCUGGACCUCCGCAUCGUCAACUUCAAAUGCAUCUCCACCGGCAAGGACAAAGGCAUGGUGGAGCUGGUGCCGUCCUCCGACACCCUGAGAAAGAUCCAGGUGGAGUACGGCGUCACCGGAUCCUUCAAAGACAAACCGUUGGCAGAGUGGCUCCGCAAGUACAACCCGGCUGAGGACGAAUAUGAGAAGGCCUCAGAGAACUUCAUCUACUCGUGUGCAGGGUGCUGUGUGGCCACCUACGUACUGGGCAUCUGUGAUCGCCAUAAUGACAACAUCAUGCUGCGCUCCACCGGUCACAUGUUCCACAUCGACUUUGGGAAGUUCCUGGGCCACGCCCAGAUGUUUGGCAGCUUCAAAAGGGACCGCGCUCCUUUCGUUCUGACCUCUGACAUGGCGUACGUCAUCAACGGAGGCGAGCGUCCCACCAGUCGCUUCCAGCUGUUUGUAGACUUGUGUUGCCAGGCGUACAACCUCAUCCGCAAGCACUCUGGGCUCUUCCUCAACCUAUUGUCACUGAUGACGUCCUCGGGCCUCCCGGAGCUGACGGGCUCUCAGGAUCUGAAGUAUGUGUUCGAUGCCCUGCAGCCGCACAACACAGAUGCUGAGGCAACGAUCUUCUUCACCCGGCUGAUAGAGUCCAGUCUGGGCAGCGUGGCCACCAAGUUCAACUUUUUCAUCCACAACCUCGCCCAGCUCCGGUUCUCUGGUUUGCCGGCCAACGACGAGCCCAUCCUGUCUUUCUCCCCCAAGACGUACACUAUGAAACAGGAGGGCCGCAUCCUCCACGCCUCAAUCUUCUCCUUCCAGAAGAGAUACAACCCCGACAAGCACUAUACGUAUGUGGUGAGGAUCCUGAGGGACGGUCAGAAUGAGCCGCAGUUUGUCUUCCGCACUUUUGAUGAGUUUCAGGAGCUCCACAACAAACUCACCAUCCUCUUCUCUCUCUGGAAGCUGCCCAGUUUCCCUAACAAGAUGGUGCUCGGUCGCACCCACAUCAAAGAAGUGGCAGCCAAGAGGAAGCUGGAGCUCAACAACUACGUCCACAACCUGUUGAGGAGCUCCACAGAGGUCACCCAGUGUGAUCUGGUCUACACCUUCUAUCAUCCAAUUGCACGGGAUGACAAGACAGAAGGUUUAGAUGCCACGCCCAAAGCACCAGAGCCUCCUCUGAGUCCCACUUCUGGUCGGGUUGAAGGAGAAGUGAAGCUUUCAAUCUCCUACAGGAACAGCAAUCUCUUCAUCAUGGUCAUGCACAUCAGAGAUCUGGUUUCUGAAGAUGGAACAGAUCCCAACCCAUAUGUGAAAACCUACCUGCUUCCAGAUCCACACAAGACUUCCAAACGCAAGACAAAGAUCUCAAGGAAAACCAGGAACCCAACUUUCAAUGAGAUGUUGGUGUACAGUGGCUACAGCAAGGAGACCCUGGGCCUGCGGGAGCUUCAACUGAGCGUGCUCAGUGCAGAGUCGCUGCGUGAGAACUACUUCCUGGGCGGCAUCACGCUCAGACUCAAAGACUUUGACCUCAGCAAGGAGACGGUCAAGUGGUACAAACUGACGGCCGUCCCCUACUUCUAAACCCCCCACCUGCCUCGCCGGGAACGCCUCCUGUGUCCAGUGUUUCCAGACAAACGCUGCAUUCACAUCAUGUGGGAACGGCGGCAGAUGCACCGCAGUUUUCAGUUCAUACAUUCACCACUUCAGAACUUCAGGGUCUGGAGAUGGACAUAAUCAAAUGUAAAGUGUUAGCAGUGAUAUUUUCAUUAUACACCAACCAAAUGAACUUGUUGUUAAUAUACAUCGUGGCAGGAUACAAAACAUUCAUCACUACAUGUUAGAACGACCUGAGUCUACAGGACUCCAUCAUGGUGUCCUUCCAGCUGCUCACAAGGUGGAACACCACCAAGUCUUUGCUUAUAAUAACGUUGCUUCAGCGGCUAUUCCCAUGUGACAUGAGUGCAGACUCCCUGAGAGCGGCGACCGAACACACCGAUUCACAAACCCUCAGGGAGGGGGAGGGGGGGCGCUGCUCUCCUGUCUUCACUAUUUUUUUUUCAUUUUUAACUAAUCAAGAUUGUUUCUGUGACAAACAAUCUCCACUUAUUGUGUCUCUCUUUUUCCUAAACUAUAACAAAGAGCUGUAAUGUUUUGUACAUUUUGAUAUUAGAGGACCAAAACGGCUUACUUCCAGAAGAGUAUAUAUAGAUUGACACGUUUAUUUUUUAAGGAAUAGAAAAGGGGGCUCAUUUUUACAUUUUCCUUGUUUAUUUUCUUUCUAGACGAAUAGGAGGCUUCAGGGUUUCCUGCUUUGCAGCAGACACUUCUGGCUAGAGUAGUCCAACACACCACAUUACAGGAAAUCAACAGUGACCUUAGUGCCAAAAGUAAUGAGAAGGAUGGCAAAUCAAACCACUCUCCCAAGUAGGGAGCUGAACAGGGUGCCUUCGUUUGUGCUCACGAUCCCCUUUUAAUGCUCAACUUGGCCUUAUUGCUAUAUAUAUUUUAUUUACAAUGUGAUAUGUCCUUAUUAAAGAGAAAUCUAUAUUCUUUAAAGCUAUAUCAGUAGUUCUGCCAGAGCAGGUCUGGUGCCGGACCGGCACCAUAAAGGUUUUUUGUAACAGUGGGUUGCCACUAAACGCACACUACCAGGUCUUUCUCUCAUGUUAUUACUUGACUAUUUUCACACAGCACACCUUAAAGGGGAAUUUGUAUCAUAAGCUUUGGAACAUGCUCUUGUCUGUGCUCUGGAUGAAGAGAUUAUGGUUGCCCAAUAACACUGAUCAUAAGUCAGUUCUGUGUUUCCUUCUGGUGGUUCAAAACCAUAAUUCAGACUUUUUAAAAUGCAGUUUAGUUAAAACUGGAGUCUGGACGUGAGGCUGUUUGAGGCUGCAAUACCACACUCACUCCCAGUGGUGUAAUGACGCUGUGAUGAGCAACAUGUUAAUAUCUUAAAACUGCCAUUGAAGUCCAGAUCCAGACAGGUUUUAUGAUAUUUAAGUUAAAAAAAACAUUCUGAAUUUUGAGGAAAUGUCGAGCAAACUGAACACAGGUCAGCGCUGAAACCUCUUCACGAAAAGGGAACAAGAUUCUGAGCAUUAGCUGCUUUCCUCUCCACUCGCUAACUAUAAAUCUAAAGUUGUUGUUAUUAAUGUUUAAUAAAGAAUAAAAUUUAUCUGAAAAGGGUUUUUUAAAGAUGAGAUCUACAAGACAAUUAUGAUCUAAGAGCGUCACUCACACUAUGAAUAUUAGUGACUUGAUCCACUCUUUUAGUGACUGUACAAAGAAAGCAAGCAGAGUUUGUAUUAACAUGGCCAGUUAUUUAUUCUUAAUUGGUGACCUGUAACCCGAACGGAUCAGUGUGUACUGUAAUCCCUCUUUCCUAAAGCAAAUUAAAUGUUUUUGGAACAAA